AGUUGGCCUGUAUUUAAAACCAUUAUGAUCAGUAGUAAGAAGAUGAGGACAUACCAUUUCCAUUAAGAAUGGGAAGAACAAUAUUACUUUACAGAAUUGAAAGCUGGAUGAAUCCACACAUGUCGUUGACACCGCUCAGAUGGCCGUGUUCGUCAGGAUGGUUUUUAGUGAUUUUACGAUUAAAGAAGAUAUUUUGAAGUUUAUUGCACUAAAAAGACUCCUGAGCAGGACUUGUUUUAUUCUUUUAAAAAUAUUAUUUCUUCUGAGAAAAUUCCAAUAUCGAAAAUGGAAGGCUUGACAACCGAUGGCGCUCCAUCUAUGGUGGGUCGUGAUAAGGG
This is a messenger RNA of Acanthoscelides obtectus, 338 nucleotides long. Lineage: Eukaryota; Metazoa; Arthropoda; Insecta; Coleoptera; Chrysomelidae. The record is from the annotation of a GenBank genome assembly.